AUGGCGGCCAUCGGAGUUCACCUGGGCUGCACAUCAGCCUGUGUGGCCGUCUAUAAGGAUGGCCGGGCUGAUGUGGUUGCAAAUGAUGCAGGUGACAGAGUUACUCCAGCUGUUGUUGCCUACUCAGAAAAUGAAGAGGUGGUUGGAUUGGCAGCAAAACAAAGUAGAAUAAGAAAUAUUUCAAAUACAGUAAUGAAAGUAAAGCAGAUCCUUGGCCGAAGCUCUGAUGACCCACAGGCUCAGAAAUACAUCACAGAAAGUAAAUGUUUAGUCAUUGAAAAAAAUGGAAAAUUACGAUAUAAAAUAGAUACUGGAGAAGAAACAAAAUUUGUUAACCCAGGAGAUGUUGCCAGACUGAUAUUUAGUAAAAUGAAAGAAACGGCACAUUCUGUCUUGGGCUCAGAUGCAAAUGAUGUAGUUAUUACUGUUCCAUUUGAUUUUGGAGAAAAGCAAAAAAAUGCUCUUGGGGAAGCAGCCAGAGCUGCUGGCUUUAAUGUUUUGCGGUUAAUCCAUGAAUCAUCUGCAGCUCUCCUGGCUUAUGGAAUUGGACAAGACUCCCCUGCUGGAAAAAGCAAUAUUUUAGUGUUCAAACUUGGAGGAACAUCCUUAUCUAUCAGUGUCAUGGAAGUUAACAGUGGAAUAUAUCGUGUUAUUUCAACAAACACUGAUGAUAACAUCGGGGGUACACAAUUUACAGAAACUUUAGCACAGCAUCUAGCUUCUGAGUUUCAGAGAUCCUUCAAACAUGACGUUAGAGGAAACGCCCGAGCCAUGAUGAAAUUGAUGAACAGUGCUGACACUGCAAAACAUUCUCUGUCAACCUUGGGAAGUGCCAAUUGUUUCCUUGACUCGUUAUAUGAAGGUCAAGAUUUUGACUGCAAUGUGUCCAGAGCAAGAUUUGAACUUCUCUGUUCUCCACUUUUUAAUAAAUGUAUAGAAGCAAUCAGAGCACUCUUAGAACAAAGUGGAUUUGCAGCAGAUGAUAUCAACAAGGUUGUCCUUUGUGGAGGGUCUUCUCGAAUUCCAAGGCUACAGCAAUUGAUUAAAGAUCUUUUCCCAGCUGUUGAGCUUCUAAAUUCUAUCCCUCCUGAUGAAGUUAUCCCCAUUGGUGCAGCUAUAGAAGCAGGAAUUCUUAUUGGGAAAGAAAACAUUUUAGUGGAAGACUCUCUUAAGAUAGAGUGUUCAGCCAAAGAUAUUUUAGUUAAGGGAGUUGAUGAAUCAGGAGCCAACAGUUUCACAGUACUGUUUCCAUCAGGGACUCCUUUGCCAGCUCGAAGACAACACACUUUACAAGCCCCUGGAAGUAUAUCUUCAGUAUGCCUUGAACUCUAUGAGUCUGAGGGGAAAAAUUCUGCAAAAGAGGAAAACAAGUUUGCACAGGUUAUACUCCAGGAUUUAAAUAAAAAAGAAAAUGGAUUACAUGACAUCUUAGCUGUUCUAACUAUGAAAAGGGAUGGAUCUUUACAUGUAACAUGCACAGAUCAAGAGACUGGAAAAUGUGAAGCCAUCACUAUUGAGGUGGCAUCUUAG
Pipistrellus nathusii (Nathusius's pipistrelle) is the source of this 1530-nucleotide messenger RNA. NCBI's taxonomy places the organism in Eukaryota, Metazoa, Chordata, Mammalia, Chiroptera, Vespertilionidae. The record is from the annotation of a GenBank genome assembly.